Messenger RNA from Durio zibethinus, 4094 nucleotides. RefSeq lists its product as uncharacterized. The record is from RefSeq and is a predicted model, not a curated record. Gene Ontology annotation, molecular function: protein binding; protein kinase activity; ATP binding. Gene Ontology annotation, biological process: protein phosphorylation. NCBI's taxonomy places the organism in Eukaryota, Viridiplantae, Streptophyta, Magnoliopsida, Malvales, Malvaceae.
CUUACAUAAAUUAUGAUAAGGAAUUUUAUAUUAUAUUACAAUGACAAUGGCCGAAGGGUCAACGAGAUGGGGUACCUGGCAAUCAGCUCCCCUGGUAGUUUUCUAAGGUGAAAUAAAAGUUUGUUUCUUUUCAACCAAUGUUCUUGGAAAGGUUAUAUGGCAAGUAACCUAUAUCCAUCAUUGUCGACAAAUUGUGGAAGAGAAAAAUUGUAGAAUUAGGUGUUGAGAAUUGUCCAAUCCAGGCAACCACCUUGAAAGCGCGUGAAAGCAUCACCAUUCACAUUGGUUUUUCAGCCACCAAGCUAUGUAUCAAUUUAAAGAUCAUGUAGCUACUCUUUGCUCUUGUAUCCCAGAGUCAUGGAAAAUCCAGGCUUCAAUUUCCUUUCAGUUUUGUUGAUACAAUGUUUCAUAGGCUGCCUAGCUGCAUCAAACCUCACCACAGAUCAAUCUGCACUACUCGAAUUCAAAGACAGCCUUAAUCCCAACACUGUAUUAGCAAACAAUUGGACCACUUCGACCUCUGUUUGCAACUGGGUUGGUGUUUCAUGCAGUUCCAACCCUGAAAGAGUAACCUCCUUAGAUCUUCACGACAUGAAUCUUACAGGAACUGUUUCGGCCCACCUUGGGAAACUCUCUUCCCUCAUCUCUCUCGACUUGAGUGGCAACGAUUUUAGAAGCUAUCUACCUUCGACAAUUUAUAACUUGUCUUCUUUGCAAACCAUAGGCUUAACAUCUUGUGGUCUAUCCGGUGAUCUGCCAGAUGAUCUUUGUCAUUAUUUUCCCAAGCUUGAGGUUCUUCGUUUUGAUUUCAAUGAGUUUUCUGGAAGUGUCCCUUCAAGUUUAGGUGACUGUACCAAUCUUCAAAACUUGUCGUUGUCUUCUAAUAGAUUCAAUGGAUUCAUUCCAAGAAGUAUUGGGAAUUUAACCAUGCUCAAGGAAGUACAUCUGGGUGGAAAUAGUUUACAAGGUGAAAUUCCAUGGGAAAUAGGUAAUCUUCUUAAUUUGGAGAUAUUUGCCGCAGAAAAUAACAGGGGCCUUACUGGUGGAAUUCCACCUUCCAUGUUCAAUAUUUCUUCGUUGACAAAACUUAUUCUCUUCAACAACAGUCUAUCCGGUGGUUUACCAGAUGAUAUGUGUAAUCAUCUUUCCAAACUUGAGGUGCUUCAUUUGUCUUUGAAUGAUUUUACUGGUCAUAUUCCAUCGAGCAUAGGUGAAUGUAGCAAUCUCCAAAAUUUAUCACUAUCAGUUAAUCGAUUCAAUGGGACCAUUCCCAGAAGUAUUGGAAAUUUGACUAGCCUCAAACGGCUGUCUCUGCGUGAAAAUGAUUUAACAGGUGAAAUCCCAUGGGAAAUUGGGAAUCUUUACUCAUUGGAGAUAUUGGCUGUGCAGCAUAUGCGUCUAACUGGUCCCAUUCCACCUUCCAUCUUCAACAUCUCUUCUUUAGUAGAAAUUUCUCUCAACAACAAUAGUCUAUCUGGUGAAAUACCAUCUACAAUCUCAAUUACAAAUCUUGAGGUGCUUAGACUAUGGGGAAAUCAUCUCAGCGGCAAUAUUCCUAAUUUUAUCUCCAAUGCUUCUAAGCUCAAAGCCUUAUUACUAGAUAAAAACUCAUUCUCUGGUCUUAUCCCGAAUACACUUGGCAAUUUAAGAUUCCUUGAGCGGCUGGACCUUGCAUCUAAUAAUUUGAUUACUGAAACUUCAACACAUGAGUGGAGCUUUCUCUCUUCUUUGGCAAAUUGCAGGAAUCUAAGAUAUUUAGCAGUAUCAUUUAAUCCGUUGAAGGGCAUUCUUCCAACUUCUAUAUCAAAUCUGUCAACAUCUCUUCAAUAUUUCUUUGCCUCAGGUGUCAAUAUUUCAGGUAGCAUUCCUAGGGAAAUUGGUAACUUAAGCAAUAUUACAAUUUUUGACCUUUCCUAUAAUGAAUUGAGUGGAUCUAUUCCAGCAACAAUAGGAAGGUUACAAAAUAUCCAGGGUUUGUAUCUUGAUGGUAAUCACUUACAAGGGUCUAUUCCACCAAGUAUCUGUGAUUUAGAGAGAUUAGAUACCCUAUCAUUAGGUGGCAACUUGCUCCAUGGCCCUAUACCAACUUGUUUGGCGAAUUUGACUUCUCUGAGGUAUCUUUAUUUAGACUCCAACAAAUUGAAUUCAAUAAUACCCUUAACCUUUUGGAGUCUUAAUAAUAUCUUAGCGGUAGACUUGUCCUCAAAUUUUGUGAAUGGUUCCCUUCCACUAGGCAUUGAGAAUCUGAAGGUAUUGACACGUUUGAAUUUGUCAAGAAAUGUGUUCUCGGGUUCAAUCCCAAUUUCAAUUGGAAAACUCCAGGAUCUGCUUUCUCUAGACUUAUCCAAUAAUAGAUUUGAUGGCCAUAUUCCUGAAUUAUUUGGCGAUUUGAUAAGUUUGGAAUCCUUGGAUUUAUCCAACAACAAUCUCUCUGGAGUCAUUCCCAAAUCUUUGGAGGGACUUUCCUUUCUCAAUCAUUUUAACGUGUCUUUCAAUAGACUAGAAGGAGAAAUCCCUACUGGAGGACCCUUUAGAAACUUCUCAGCUAAAUCAUUUAUGGAGAACUAUGGACUUUGUGGUUCACCUGCUCUACAAGUUCCACCUUGCAAAAGUAGACAAUCGAAGAUGACUCCUCUGAAUGUUUUGAAAUAUGCUUUACCUGUAGUCACUUCAAUAAUACUAAUAGCCGCCUUCAUUAUUGUCCUCAAAAGAUGCCGAAAAAGAAGAAGAAAUCUUCCAGUUGAAGAAGAUUUAUUGCCUCUGGCAAUAUGGAGAAGAACUUCCUAUAAUGAACUUCUACAAGCAACAAACAGAUUUGAUGAAUGCAACUUGCUUGGUUCAGGGAGUUUUGGGUCUGUGUAUGUAGGAACACUUUCAGAUGGGAUGAAUGUUGCAAUAAAAGUGUUCAAUAUGCAGUCAGAGGGUGGAUUCAAGAGUUUUGAUGUUGAAUGUGAAGUAAUGCGUAAUAUUUUUCAUCGUAAUCUUGUGAAGGUCAUUAGUUGUUGCUCUAAUGUUGAUUUCAAAGCCUUAGUGUUCGAGUUCAUGCCUAAUGGGAGCCUUGAGAAAUGGCUAUAUUCCUAUAACUAUUUUCUCAAUAUCCUACAAAGAAUUGACGUAAUGAUUGAUGUUGCAUCAGCACUAGAAUACCUACAUUUUGGCUGCUCAGUACCUGUGAUUCAUUGUGACUUAAAGCCAAGUAAUAUACUGCUAGAUAGAGACAUGGUCGCGCAUGUUGGAGAUUUUGGCAUUGCCAAACUCUUGGAAGAAGAAGAUUCCACAAAACAAACCAUGACACUUGCCACUUUUGGGUAUAUGGCACCAGAAGAAGGAAAGAUGGUGGUCAGUAAGGAACUGACAAUCUGUAUUUUUGGCCAUGACUAUCCGAGCCGUAAUGGUUUCUCAUGUGCUGUAUGCAAAUAUAAUGGGUAGCAUUCACACAACUCUGGUUUACUUCGAGCUAUUCUUGGAUUUGUUCGUUGGGUACUUCUUUGCAAUGGACUGGAAACUCAGAAUCUCGAAAAGAGAAUCAAUAAGCAGUGGUGUUCCUGGCAAAAUGUGAAAUGGGCAAUCAAAAAAUUGAAUGCUGGAAACGGCUGGUGCUGGAAGUAAUAACUUGACGGUCAUCACAUCACAAAGAAGUUUCAAGUUCAAAUCCUCUCUGUCCCAACUGUUCCAAGAAAACAAGUUCAAACCUGUUAUAGACAAAGUAUCUGGGAGUGAAAGUUGAUAGUGAUUACAAAGUUUUACUGUAUGUAGCUAGAGGGAUCUGAAAAUUUUCUAAAUUCCUCUCUGGUGUUGAAAGAAAAUUCGAAGGUGUUCUUCUGCCUUCUGUAUACAAGUUGUAAAACCUGUUUUGUAUUCUGAUUGAAUUGAUGGCAAUUGACAGUUUCUGUUCCUGGCUUUCUAUUUUUUUCCCUUUGCUUUUACAUCGUCUAUCAGCCUUUGGUACUGAAUUAUAUGCCUUAUUUGGCCAGACUUAACGUGGCAUAGUCGAUCUUAAGCCUUCUGUAAAUUUUAUAUGUUGGGCCAAUCAGAACUUUAGCAGUUGACAUUGCUGGCUCUCAAUUCUGAAUAAAGAACACGUGCUUUUUCUU